Dipodomys spectabilis (banner-tailed kangaroo rat) is the source of this 3416-nucleotide messenger RNA. It is a transcript of the gene Fhip1b, whose product is annotated as FHF complex subunit HOOK interacting protein 1B. The transcript has 12 exons. Bases 287 to 3256 code for a protein of 989 amino acids. NCBI's taxonomy places the organism in Eukaryota, Metazoa, Chordata, Mammalia, Rodentia, Heteromyidae. The record is from RefSeq and is a predicted model, not a curated record. Gene Ontology annotation, biological process: endosome to lysosome transport; lysosome organization; endosome organization. Gene Ontology annotation, cellular component: FHF complex.
UGGUGCGCCUGAGGAGCGAUGGCGGCGGCCUGAACUCACCUAGCACCCGCCGGGAGGACAGGCCUUGGUCAGGGUCGGCGUUCUGAGUGUGGACGAUUUGCAAGUCUGGACUGGGCAGUGAUCUCUGGGCUUGCUACUCCACUCUGGUAUAAUCACUGGCUCUAUGGACAACUACUGGCUCCUACAGACCGGAUGAAGCAGACUGGAGGCACAAGUGGAGAAAGCCCCCAGCUGGCAUAUCCUCCAAGUAUAGCCCUUUGGCUGCUGGCCCUGCCCAGCCUGCCUCAUGGAGAGGAUGAACUGGCUGAGCAGACUGGCUUCCCGGGGCCCUGGCCACCGUGUACCUCAAGGGGCCAGUCUACAGACCCCUGUCAUGGCUGAUCCUGAGACCUGCCUCAUGGUAUUUAAGAAUCACUGGUCUCAGGUGGUAAGAAUCUUGGAGCGGCGAGGCCCUCGGGCAGCUCCUGGAGGUGCUGAUGAUCUCAGUGCUGUGCGCAACCAUACGUAUCAAAUGUUAACUCUGCUGGCAGAGGAUCGCCCAGUCUCUUCAGCUCCUACUGGCCCUGGGCCCCUGCUGGAGUUUGCUCUGCGCGAGGAUCUGCUGACCCGUGUGCUGGCAUGGCAGCUCCAGUGGGAUGAGCUUGGGGAUGGGGUUGAGGAACGACGGGCUGAGCAAUUGAAACUAUUUGAGAUGUUAGUGAGCGAGGCUCGCCAGCCGCUGUUGCGGCAUGGACCAGUUCGAGAGGCUCUGCUCACUCUGUUGGAUGCCUGUGGCCGCCCUGUGCCUAGUAGCCCGGCACUGGAUGAAAGCUUGGUGUUACUUCUCAGCCAGCUGUGUGUUUGCGUGGCCCGGGAGCCUUCGUUGCUUGAGUUCUUCCUGCAGUCACCUCCUGAACCUGGAGCUGCCCCACGUCUUCUCCUCUUUUCUCGUCUUGUCCCUUUUGUCCAUCGAGAGGGCACCCUGGGCCAACAGGCUCGUGAUGCCCUACUGUUGCUCAUGGCUCUAUCAGCUGGGAGCCCUACUGUGGGCCGCUACAUCGCAGAUCACUCUUACUUCUGCCCGGUGCUGGCCACAGGGCUAAGUGCCCUGUAUUCUUCACUGCCCCGAAAGAUUGAGGUUCCAGGGGAUGACUGGCACUGCCUCCGACGGGAAGACUGGUUAGGAGUGCCAGCUCUUGCACUCUUUAUGAGUUCCCUAGAGUUCUGCAAUGCAGUUAUUCAGGUGGCUCACCCCCUGGUGCAGAAGCAGCUGGUUGAUUAUAUCCAUAAUGGGUUCCUGGUGCCUGUGAUGGGCCCUGCCUUGCACAAGACCUCUGUGGAGGAGAUGAUUGCCAGCACCGCCUAUCUGGAACUUUUCCUACGGAGUAUCUCAGAACCUGCCUUGCUCCGUACCUUCCUGCGAUUCCUGUUGUUACACCGGCAUGACACCCACACCAUUCUUGACACCCUUGUUGCCCGAAUUGGCAGCAACUCUCGGCUCUGCAUGGUCUCUUUGAGUCUCUUCAGGACCCUCCUGAACCUCAGCUGUGAGGAUGUCUUACUGCAGCUGGUUCUCAGGUAUCUUGUUCCGUGUAACCAUGUGAUGUUGAGCCAGAAGCCAGCUGUACGGGAUGUGGAUCUUUAUGGACGAGCAGCUGACAAGUUUCUCUCCCUAAUCCCACGCUGUUGUCGGCACCAUGCCCCUAGCCCACCUCAUCCAGAGCAUGCCUCAUGGGCACGAGGUGGGCCUAGCAGAGAGGCAGGGAAAAGGGAGGACAUCACGGGCCCUGGAAGCCCAAGUGUUGAUUCCUCUUCUGUGGUGACAGUUCCUCGGCCCUCCACACCAUCCCGCCUGGCUUUCUUCCUUCGGCAGCAGAGUCUGAGUGGCUCUGAGUCCCCAGGCCCAGUCCCUCGCUCACCAGGGCUUUCUGCAUCCCCAUCCUCUAGCCCUGGCCGACGGCCCUGCCCUACGGAGGAGCCUGGUGAGCUGGAAGAUAAUUACCUGGAGUAUCUGCGUGAGGCGCGCCGUGGUGUGGACCGCUGUGUCCGAGCCUGCCGUACCUGGUCUGCCCCCUAUGAUGGCGAGCGGCCCCCUCCUGAGCCCAAUUCUCUUGGCUCCCGGACUAAGAAACGCAGCCUCUUGACUGAGGAGGACAGGGACAAUGUGGGGAAAGGGGAGGAGGAAGAGCUGGGGAGUAGGGGGCUCACUGCAGGUGUAGGGGAGGGCCCUGGCCACCUACCCCCACCCCAGCUCAAUGGUGUACCAGGACCAUGGCCCGAAGGGGCCAAGAAAGUUCGUCUGGUACCACGACUGGCCCCACAGGAGGGAGCUGGGGAACUGCUAGAGGGUACCUCCGAGGGCAUGAUGGGACUAGAGAGCUUUGGGCAAGAGCUCCAGGAGCUGGAAGUAGCAUUGAGCAAUGGUGGAGCUGGCUCUGAAGUCCCCCUAGAGCCUCCCCUACCUCUUGAGGAGGAGGAGGCCUACGAGAGCUUUACCAGUCCCCCUGAGCUCCCUGGCCCCUUCCUCAGCAGCCCUUUGCGGACUUUCAACCAGCUGCCAAGCCAGCCCUUCACUGGCCCCUUCAUGGCUGUGCUCUUUGCCAAACUCGAGAACAUGCUGCAGAACUCCGUCUAUGUCAACUUCCUGCUGACGGGGCUGGUGGCCCAGCUGGCCUGUCACCCCCAGCCCCUGCUCCGCUCUUUCCUGCUCAACACCAACAUGGUCUUCCAGCCCAGUGUCAAGUCCCUGCUGCAGGUGCUGGGCUCUGUGAAGAAUAAGAUUGAGAGCUUUGCGGCGUCCCAGGAGGACUUCCCAGCACUGCUAUCUAAAGCCAAGAAGUACCUCAUUGCCCGUGGCAAGUUGGACUGGGGUGAGGGUCCUACAGCAGGACCUGCCCCACGCCGCUCCGAUUCCCUAGUGAAGAGCCGGAGGCCAUCCUUGGGGGAAUUACUCCUGCGGCAUGCACAUAGUCCAACCAGGGCUCGACAGGCGGUACAGGUCCUUCAGCCUGGGCGAGACGGAGCAGGACUUGGACUAGGUGGGGGCUCCCCGGGGGCCUCCACUCCAGUUCUUCUUCCCCGGAGUGGAGCUCCUGAGCGCCAAGGUGAGGCUCUGCGAGUCAAGAACGCUGUCUACUGUGCCGUCAUUUUCCCUGAGUUUCUCAAGGAAUUGGCUGCUAUCUCCCAGGCCCAUGCUGUCACGUCGCCUUUUUUGUUGGAUACUUCAGAGGAGGGAUCAAGCCCUCUCAUCUCAGGCUCUGGGUCCCUCAAUCCUUAAUUUUCUUCCAUGGACAAUCAGGGCCGUAGGUGGCUUGGGCGAGGCCAGGUCGCAGGCUCCUUUGAAUGUUUGGAGGCAGUGGCAAAUGGACUUUUUAAUUUAUUUCAGAUGAAUGUUUUAUGGAGAACUUGUUGCAAUAUGUAUAAAAGGGAAAUCUCUA